UUUUCAAACUAUAAAAAGAUGCUGUUUUGAAUUGAUACACGUCGUCUCCACUGUGUAUCUGGAAUGGAAUCAAUGUUCAAAGUUUAUAAUAAACAAAUAAAUUUCAAAGAAGUUGACCAGACUACCUAACGAUCACAUCGAUCGAAGAAGAAGACAAAACCCCACAAAAGAAAUUCCGACAAGAACAAAGCUUUUCUGUAAUAAUGGAGAUUUGAGGAAUAAUAAGAAGAAGAGAUUUGAAAAAUGGUGGAGGGUUGGCGAAAUGGGUUUCGAGAGGCGACGAAUUCGAAGCCUCUGUUCGUGACGAUCUACGCUACGGUGAUCAUCGGCGUUCUCGUCUCCUCCUUCUAUGUCUUCUCCGCUGUUUACUCUCCCACCAAUGGCUCCACCUCCUGGCUCUCUUCUCCUCCUCUCUCCACUGCAGGCCGUAUUCAUAAACUUUCGCAAGAGAAUGCAACGUCUCAGUCACUACCAGUUGCACUGCCACCGCCACCUCCGGAGGAAGAAGCUCAAGGCAAAUCAUCAUUGGGUAAAAUCUGGGUGUCUCCUCCUAAAGACAAGAAGAUGCCUCCGCUUGAAGCCUUUAAACUAACUAAAGAGCUGUUUGGGGAAAGAGUGAAGGACAAUGUGAUAAUAGUCACCUUUGGGAACUAUGCUUUCAUGGAUUUCAUCUUGACUUGGGUUAAACACUUGACUGAUUUAGAUCUCUCCAACAUUCUAGUUGGUGCGAUGGAUACAAAGUUACUAGAGGCUUUGUACUGGAAAGGAGUUCCGGUUUUCGACAUGGGGAGCCAUAUGAGCACAGUUGAUGUAGGUUGGGGCUCCCCAACGUUUCACAAAAUGGGAAGAGAGAAAGUGAUUCUCAUUGAUUCUGUCUUGCCUUUUGGUUACGAGCUUCUAAUGUGUGACACUGACGUGGUCUGGCUUAAGAACCCUCUGCCUUACUUGGCUCGGUACCCUGAUGCUGAUGUUCUGACAUCAAGCGAUCAAGUUGUGCCUACGGUGGUAGACGACAGCUUGGAUAUAUGGCAACAAGUUAGCGGGGCAUACAACAUAGGAAUCUUCCAUUGGCGUCCAACAGAGUCUGCCAAAAAGCUGGCUAAGGAAUGGAAAGACAUUCUCAUAGCUGACGACAAGGUUUGGGAUCAAAACGGGUUCAAUGAGAUCGUUAGGAGACAGCUAGGUCCAUCAGUGGACGGUGACAGUGGACUCUUCUACGCUUAUGAUGGUAAUCUCAAGGUUGGGAUCUUGCCUGCUAGCAUCUUCUGCAGUGGUCACACUUACUUUGUUCAGGCUAUGUAUCAACAGCUCAGGCUAGAACCAUAUGCGUUGCAUACAACGUUUCAAUACGCAGGUACUGAAGGAAAACGCCAUAGGCUUCGUGAGGGGAUGGUUUUCUUUGACCCACCAGAGUAUUACGAUGCACCAGGAGGGUUCAUUUCGUUCAAACCGUCUAUUCCAAAGAGCAUGUUACUAGACGGGAAUCAUACCAUUGAGUCACAUUUUACACUCGCCAACCACCAAAUGAAACAGAUCAGAUCAGCAUUAGCUAUUGCGUCUCUACUAAACCGUACACUGGUGAUGCCACCAAUAUGGUGCAGGUUAGAUAGGCUUUGGUUUGGACAUCCUGGUACUCUUGAGGGAUCUAUGACACGGCAACCUUUCAUCUGCCCUCUUGAUCAUGUAUUUGAGGUUAAUAUCAUGCUAAAGGAGAUGCCUGAGGAAGAGUUUGGUCCUGGGAUUGGUAUCAGAGAAUAUUCUUUCCUAGAUAAUCCAUCAUUACCAAAACAAGUUAAAGAGUCAUGGCUUGAUGUUCAGCUUUGUCAAGGAUGCGAGGCAUCGAAUAUCACAAGCUCCUCUGGGGCUCUUAAGUUCCCAAAGCGGAGCAAUGAAGAUACGUUCAAGGCGAUUUUCUCUACCUUCAACGAUGUUAAAGUGAUCAAGUUCUCUUCAGUUGAAGAUGCUUUCACUGGGUUCUCCGACAAGGGGAGAGAAGAGAGAUUCAGAAGACGAGUAAUGAGAUAUGUGGGGAUAUGGUGUUGUGAGGAGAACAAGACUCCAGGACAUAUUUAUUACGACAUGUAUUGGGACGAGAAACCUGGUUGGAAACCGGUUCCUCCACAGACACCAGAAGAGGAUCAUCCUCCUCUUUGAUGAUACUAUGACCACUCGCAAGAGAAACUUUAAGAAGCAGAAGCUAUUCUCGGUUUCUUCGGUCACAAUAAGGAGACAUAGUUUUGUUUAUUCACUUCUUUUCUCACGACUUUUACUACUGUAAAACUGAAACUCAAAUGUAUAAUCAUGUUUUAACAAUAGGUUUGGACACAGAAAAUCAUUUUCUCAUA
Messenger RNA from Brassica napus (rape), 2345 nucleotides. Its product is annotated as arabinosyltransferase XEG113. The transcript is spliced from 11 exons. Gene Ontology annotation, biological process: cell wall pectin biosynthetic process. Gene Ontology annotation, molecular function: arabinosyltransferase activity. Gene Ontology annotation, cellular component: Golgi apparatus. Lineage: Eukaryota; Viridiplantae; Streptophyta; Magnoliopsida; Brassicales; Brassicaceae. Bases 244 to 2154 code for a protein of 636 amino acids. The record is from RefSeq and is a predicted model, not a curated record.